Cordyceps fumosorosea ARSEF 2679 is the source of this 939-nucleotide messenger RNA. RefSeq names its product Urease accessory protein UreF. The transcript has 2 exons. Gene Ontology annotation, molecular function: nickel cation binding. NCBI's taxonomy places the organism in Eukaryota, Fungi, Ascomycota, Sordariomycetes, Hypocreales, Cordycipitaceae. The record is from RefSeq and is a predicted model, not a curated record. Bases 1 to 939 code for a protein of 312 amino acids.
AUGUCGCCGCACCAGCCAAACACCAGCCUAGACGCCAUCGAAGAUGAGAUUGCGCAACUAGAGGCCGAGCUGCAUGCGGCGCGCAUUCGCCUGCGCGACGCUACCACCACCAACCCCAAGCAGCAGCGACAAUCACCAAACGGCGACGACGCAGCGACCCAGCUCGCCGCCCUCACUAUCCCGCCCCAAGUCUACUCCCCGACCACGUCCUCCACGCACUUCCUGCUACUCCUCUCCGACUCGGCGCUGCCCGUCGGCGCCUUCGCCUUCUCCUCCGGCCUCGAGUCCUUCCUCGCGCACGCGCCGCGCGGCCCCUCCGCCACCUUCUCCGCCUUCCUCCCGCUCUCCCUCGCCUCCUUCGCCGCCACCACGCUUCCCUUCGCGCUCGCCGCCCACCGCGACCCCUCGCGCCUCGCCUCCCUCGACGACCAGCAGGACGCCGCCGUCGUCUGCACCGUCGGCCGGCGCGCCAGCACCGCCCAGGGCCGCGCCCUCCUCUCCGUCUGGGAGCGCUCCCUCCGCAGCGCCAGCUUCUUCGGCGACGCCGUCGAUGCCCUGCGGGACUUUUCCGCGCUGCUCCGCGAGUGCGGCGGCGGCAGCACCGCCGUGGUCGACGGGUUGCCACCGCUCGCUUCGGGCCACUACGCGCCGCUGUUUGGUGCCGUGUGCGCGGCGGUAGGGCUGAGCGUGCGGCAGGCGGCGUACGUGUUCAUGCUGGGCCACGUCAAGGCGCUGGUGUCGGCGGCGGUGCGGGCGAGCAUGUUCGGCCCGUACCAGGCGCAAAAGGUGCUGGCGGGCGCGGCGGUGCAGGACAUGAUGAACGCGGUCAUUGAGAGGGAGUGGGACACGCCGGUGGAGGAGGCCGGGCAGAGCGUGCCGGUCAUGGACCUAUGGAUCGGGCGGCACGAGGUCUUGUACUCGCGCAUCUUUAACAGUUGA